Messenger RNA from Oldenlandia corymbosa var. corymbosa, 1875 nucleotides. The record is from the annotation of a GenBank genome assembly. NCBI's taxonomy places the organism in Eukaryota, Viridiplantae, Streptophyta, Magnoliopsida, Gentianales, Rubiaceae.
AGAGAAUCUUGAUUCUAUUAUAACAGCUCAUAGCUGUAAAAAAAUCUGGUAUUUAAUACAGGGAGGCUAGCCUAAUAGCUACUGAUCAAGCAAAAUCUUUGUCUAAUAACUUCCUCAUGACAGAUUUUACAAUUAAUAGCCAAUUAGACAAGUAAUUCUGGCAUUUAAAAUAAAAGAACAAAACAACAGAAAAGAAACUUGAACUAAACCAGCUAUAAAACUACUACUGGAUGUGGAUGGUUUGAAAGAUGAAUCAAAGCCAUUGUUUCCCCUUUCAUUCUGUUCAGUGAAACAAUCAAUCCUCCGAAAGAAAUAUGAUGCGGGAUUCAUGCCAUAUUGCUGUUUUAGUAUUUCCCUUCGGGUCACAUGCAACUCCUAUGCUCAAUCUCGUGAAAGGAAUCGCAGCCUCAGCGCCUGAAAAUGUCAAGUUUUCGUUCUUCAGCACCGCGGAAUCCAGCAAAUCUAUCUUUCCAGGUUCAGCUGCAAAAUGCGAUGGAGACUUUUCCAACAUCAAGGCUUAUGACGUUUGGGAUGGCGUCCCUGAACACCAUGUUUUCUCAGGAAAUGCAAUUUUUGCAAGAAUCGGGAUGUUCUUAGAUGCAACCCCUGGUAAUUUUGACAAGGCGAUGAAGGAAGCAGAGGAGGAUACAGGGCUCAAACUUAGCUGCUUAUUGACUGAUGCUUUUCUUUGGUUUUCCGCUGAUUUAGCUGAGAAACAUGGAGUUCCAUGGGUGCCCUUUUGGACUGCUGGAUCUUGCUCUUUAUCAGCCCAUCUUUACACCGACGAAAUCCGGAAAUUGGGCGCCACAACUGAGGAAACAGUUGGAAUGAUUCCGGGUUUUGAAGGUUUAAGCAUCGAUGACGUGCCCAGAGAAAUUCUGUUGGAUAAUGAACAAUCACCAUUGUCACUUCUGCUUCACAAUAUGGCUCUGAAUCUGCCCAGAGCAAAUGCAGUUGUGGUCAAUUCAUUUGAAGAGUUAGAUCCAGCCAUCACAUUAGACCUCAAACCUAAGCUCCAAAAUCUCCUCAAUGUCAGCCCUAUUCCUUUAAUAGCAGCAGCAGCCGCCUCAAGAACAGAACCGAAAUUUGCAGCUAAUCAUGAUGACGAAUGCAUUAAGUGGUUGAAAAAGCAGGAUGAAACAUCAGUUGUGUACAUUGGUUUUGGCAGCAGCGUAAUUACUCUGCCUCCUCAUGAAAUGGUAGCAUUAGCAGAGGCUUUAGAAACUUGUAAAAGUCCAUUUUUGUGGUCAUUAAGGGAUCGUGCUCGGAAGAGUUUGCCUGCUGGAUUCGUUAAUCGGACGAGCGGAUUCGGGAAAUUGGUUUCAUGGGCACCACAAAUGGAAGUUCUGGCAAGUGGGAAAGUUGGAGUAUUUGUGUCACAUGGUGGCUGGAAUUCGGUUCUAGAGAGCAUCUCAUUUGGUGUCCCGAUGAUUUGUAGGCCAUUUUUUGGGGAUCACGGAUUAAAUAGUGCAAUGGUGGAAAAUAAAUGGAGGGCUGGAUUGAAAGUAAAAGAUGGUGUUUUCACUAAAAAUGGAACACUCAAUGCCUUGGAACUCGUUUUAAAUGGUGAAAAGGGAAAGGAACUCAAAGAGAAUGUUCAAUUGAUCAAGGGACUGGCCAUUGAUGCUGUUAAACCCAACGGAAGUUCAAUGAGAAAUUUUCAGGAAUUGUUGAAGGUGAUAACAAUGUCUUAAGAAGCGGAAACAAUUGUCAGAGAGAAGAUGGAUUGUGAGGGCUUUUUUUAGUUUUUAGCAAUAAAUUCUGUCAAUUUAAAAAGCUCAUUUUUCUCUCCUGUCCUAUUUUUCAAGCACCUGGACAAGGAAGGAUAUCACAUGAGUUUAACUGCUCUACAUCAGGAUGUAAGCUGCUCCAAAC